Manihot esculenta (cassava) is the source of this 2065-nucleotide messenger RNA. RefSeq names its product transmembrane protein 87B. Gene Ontology annotation, biological process: transport. The record is from RefSeq and is a predicted model, not a curated record. NCBI's taxonomy places the organism in Eukaryota, Viridiplantae, Streptophyta, Magnoliopsida, Malpighiales, Euphorbiaceae. The transcript has 5 exons. Bases 182 to 1720 code for a protein of 512 amino acids. Gene Ontology annotation, cellular component: Golgi apparatus; membrane.
GUGUUAUUAUCUUCGCUCUGUUCUCUGUAGCUUGGUCAAGUGUUACUGUCUUUGCUUGUGACAAACCUUAGAAAAUAAAAGAAAAAUGUUGGAAUCUUUGCCAAUUAGCAAUCAUUAGCUUCAUAGAAGAGACUGGAGCUGGAGCGAAGAAAAGAAGGAGAACAUUUUAGGAUAAUCGAAGAUGGAAUUCAGAGAAAUCCGGUGCUCUAGAUUAAGAUUUGUUGUAGGCUUAGUGUUGUGCUGCACAAUAAUUAAAGAGGUAAGUGCCUCGAUUCAUGAGUACCGAAACGAAGCUUUUAUUCCACGCUCCGAUGGCUUCUUCUUCCAUGGCGGCAGUGAAGGCCUCUACGCUUCUAAGGUUCAUGAUUCCUCUUCUUCUUCUUCUCCUGACAAACCCCUCCAAGGAAAGUCCUUCAUCAGGUUUGAAGAUGUCACCUUUGUGAGGACAAAGGAGGCUGCCAGUAAGCAGAAUGAAAUGCAGCAGAACACUGGAUUGAUAGAAGCCAUCAUAUUUGAGGUGAAAGACAGGGAAAAGAUUGGAGGGGCAUUCCUAAAACUUAAUGCCAUAUGCUGUCACCCUGCUGUUGCUCAGACCGGAUCUUGUAUGCUGGGAGAGGUAAUUAUUCAGAAAGACCAAGACAACCCAGAAUGGCCUAAACGCAUUCAAACAUCCUUUGCUGGAAAAAAUGAAGAAACUAAAAUGAAACCUGAAACGGUGGAAAUAAAUAGUACUGGAAUGUACUACCUUUAUUUCAUGUUUUGCAAUCCAGACCUUAAGGGCACCUUGAUCAAGGGGAGAACUGUGUGGAAGAACCCUAAUGGUUAUUUACCUGGGAAGAUGACUCCUUUGAUGACAUUUUAUGGAAUUAUGUCUUUGGCUUACCUUGCACUAGGACUAAUCUGGUUUUUGAAGUUUGUUCAAUACUGGAAGGAUGUUAUACAGCUGCACUACCACAUCACAGCAGUCAUUGCACUUGGAAUGUGUGAAACGGCUGUUUGGUAUUUUGAGUAUGCCAAUUUUAAUUCGACUGGAUUAAGGCCAAUGGGUGUUACAUUGUGGGCUGUGACCUCUAGGACUGUGAAGAAGACCCUAUCUCGCCUACUCCUUUUGGUUGUCUCUAUGGGGUAUGGUGUAGUAAAGCCAACCCUUGGGGGUUUAACAUCAAGAGUGGUUCUUCUUGGUCUGAUAUAUUUUAUUGCCUCAGAGGCACUUGAGCUUGUUGAACAUCUAGGGAACAUCAAUGACUUGUCUAAGAAAACUGAGCUAUUUUUAGUGCUACCUGUUGCUUUCCUAGAUUCCUGCUUUAUUGUUUGGAUUUUCUCCUCUCUAUCAAAAACUUUGGAGAAGCUUCAGAUGAGGAGGAACAUGGCUAAACUAGAUCUCUACCGAAAAUUUACCAAUUCUCUUGCAGUGUUUGUUCUGCUCUCCAUAGCUUGGAUUGGCUUUGAGCUCUACUUCAAUGCAACUGACCCGCUAAGUGAGCUAUGGCAAGUAGCCUGGAUCAUUCCUGCUUUCUGGACUCUGCUUGCAUAUUCUCUCUUGGUGGUGAUAUGUGUCCUAUGGGCUCCUUCACCCAACCCAACUAGGUAUGCAUAUUUAGAGGAGGCAGGCGAAGACUUCGACGAGGAGGGUAUCUCGUUAACGAGCAGUGUGGAUAUGACGACUAAGCUAGAACGGAAAGGGCUGGGAGAAGAUCUUGAGGAGGAUAAGCGAGAGUAGAUGAAUAUCACACAGCACAAAGGUGAAUUCCCUGCUAAAGCUACAGUUGUAUAUCCAGGAAUUUCACUCUAAAAUGUGAUGAGCAAUUUGUGUUGUAUGUACAAAACCUUGUGAAAUUGGAAGUUGCAAGAUAGAAGAGUUUGAUGUGACUUAAAGAUUACAGCUAACUCCUGAGGAAUGAAACAAUAAGAACAAUUUAGUUUUAGGCAUUAAUCCCAAACUAGUUGGCUCAGCUACGUGGAUACAUUUUCGGCUCUGUUAAACUCUGAAACAAACCAAAAACAAGUUGUACUUCUAUUCUUAUGGUUGAUGCCUUGUUUGGAGGUGUCUGCAGAUUUUUUUUUU